ACGUCUACGUAGAAAAUGUUGGUUAAAGUACUUGGGUUAGCUGCACUGCAUAAUCAAGCGCGUGCGCACGCACGUGUACGUUUGUGUAUAUAUUUAUACAAGUAGGCGUUAUAUAUAUAUAUUAUAUAUAUACACACAUGCAUACACGCCGUAUACGUACGUAUACUUUUCUCAGUGCACUAGUAAACUGGCAUGCAGCACAUUCGUCCGCGCGAGCUCUCGCGUGUUGCCUCUUCCUAUAUAAUACAUUUGUGUAUAUGUGUGUGGCUAUUUUACGUCCGCUUGCACUACGUUGUGCGCCACCCAGCGGAGUUCUCUUCGGCCGCGUUUCUCGUGUAUUCGUGCGAGUUCGUGAUCCUGCCUUCUUCUCUGCUCGAUCGUCUUUAUCUUCUUUUCUAUACGUCCAUAGGUGUAUUUCUACCUUUACUGUAACAGCUAACUCAUUCUGUGCUACUGUCAACGAGAUUUCUGCUUUAUCCUUGCCUCUGUUUCUGCCGGUUGGCUUGGCUCUCCUGUGUCGCUCGUGGUCGUGGCGUGGAAAUUGUGGAGAGCAGAGCCACCAUAUUAUUCUAUAUUCUACUAACAACGGUUACACGGAGUUCUUUUUUUUGUGAUUUUUUUUUGGUACAGACAAUUACAUCGGUUGGUGCGACGUGAUCACACGAUCGGUGAAUACGCGACGAAUUUUCUUUCGCGUUGUAGAUUCGAUAAAACAAACGGAACGCGUAGGUACGCACACAGAGUAUACCAAGGAAGUGUCAGUUUCAUCCUCCUUGGAAUGGCUGCACAUUGUUCUUAUGUCUGUGUUCACUGGCAGGCGGUUUUAAUCGCUUAGGAAAGAUAGGAUACUUUCACCUCUCUUCUGAUUUACGUUUAUGUCUCAUCGGUUUCCACUCAUCGCGCAAGAGGAUAUGACCUCUACGCGAGAUGUGGAGUGUUUUGCGAUUGAUCAGGUCGAAUUAGACGAAGGUCAUCAUUUAGAGUCAUCUAAGUUUCUAUUAACUUCUGAAGAUCCUGAAAGAUCUGUGGAUCCUGAAACUCAGGCACGAUUAGAAGCUUUAUUGGAAGCAGCUGGUAUUGGCAAGUUGUCAUCAGGCGAUGGGAAGCACUUGGCUGAUCACGAAGUGCUCCGUCGCUUAACAUCCAGUGUUUCUUGUGCAUUAGAUGAAGCAGCAGCUGCAUUAACUCGUAUGCGCAGCGACAAUCCACGCACACAAAACGAAAAGCGCUCUCUUGUAGAGGCUUGCAGUGACGGCGACGUUGGUACUGUUAAGAAAUUAUUAACCGAAGGACGGAGUGUUAACGAAACUACUGAGGAGGGAGAGAGUUUACUCUCUCUCGCUUGCUCUGCUGGUUAUUACGAACUUGCUCAGGUACUUUUAGCAAUGAAUGCUAACGUAGAAGAUCGAGGCAUCAAAGGGGAUUGUACCCCUUUAAUGGAAGCUGCCAGCGCGGGACACGUAGAUGUUGUGAGCUUGCUUAUUGCUCAUGGAGCUGAUGUUAAUGCUCAAUCGACUUCAGGUAACACGCCCCUUAUAUAUGGUUGUGCGGGUGGUCACGAAGAGGUAGUGCGAGUAUUGUUAGAAGCAGGCGCGAACAUAGAAGAUCACAACGAGAAUGGUCAUACACCUUUAAUGGAAGCAGCUAGUGCUGGUCAUGUUCCGGUAGCUAAAAUUUUACUAGAACAUGGCGCUGGAAUUAAUACUCAUUCCAAUGAAUUUAAAGAAUCUGCGUUAACAUUAGCCUGUUACAAAGGACAUUUGGAAAUGGUUCGAUUCUUAUUAGAAGCUGGUGCAGAUCAGGAGCACAAAACCGACGAAAUGCACACUGCCCUGAUGGAAGCAUCGAUGGACGGCCAUGUGGAAGUAGCUCGUUUGUUGUUAGAUUCGGGUGCCCAAGUAAAUAUGCCAACAGAUAGUUUUGAAUCUCCAUUAACUUUAGCCGCUUGUGGGGGUCAUGUUGAUCUUGCCAUGCUUUUGAUCGAGCGAGGCGCUAAUAUUGAAGAGGUAAAUGACGAAGGUUAUACACCAUUGAUGGAAGCGGCACGCGAGGGUCACGAGGAAAUGGUUGCUUUACUUUUAAGUCAAGGAGCGAACAUCAAUGCCCAAACAGAGGAAACGCAAGAAACAGCACUUACCUUAGCCUGUUGCGGUGGCUUUUUGGAAGUUGCUGAUUUUUUGAUUAAAGCGGGAGCCGAUAUUGAAUUGGGUGCAUCUACUCCUUUGAUGGAAGCCGCUCAAGAGGGUCAUUUAGAUCUCGUCCGUUAUUUACUUGAAUCUGCGGCAGAUGUUCACGCUCAAACGCAAACAGGAGAUACUGCGUUAACGUAUGCUUGUGAAAAUGGUCAUACCGAUGUUGUGGAUCUCCUGCUUCAAUUUGGUGCCGAUUUGGAGCACGAAUCGGAAGGAGGAAGAACACCAUUAAUGAAGGCAUGUAGGGCCGGACAUCUCUGUACAGUUCAGUUUCUUAUAUCAAAACGUGCAGAUGUUAAUAGACAAACAACAAACAACGAUCAUACACCUCUUUCACUGGCUUGCGCUGGUGGUCAUCUCACAGUUGUAGAGCUUUUGCUCGCACAGUCUGCAAAUCCAUUUCAUAAACUGAAGGAUAAUUCUACUAUGCUGAUAGAAGCUGCUAAAGGUGGACAUACCAGUGUAGUUCAACUUCUGCUAGAUUAUCCUCACAGUAUUAUGAUGAGUACACCACAUAACACAGCCCCUACGCCUAUGUUGCUUCCUCAACAACAACAACAACAACAACAACAGCAGCAGCAGCAGCAGCAGCAAUCGCAUCAACAGCAGCAGCAACAACAACAACAACAGCAGCAGCAGCAGCAACCGCAGCAAUCACAACAGCAGCAGCAGCAGCAGCAUGUAACUCAUCAACAGCAUGUGCCGCCCCAUCAACAACAUACCCCUACACAACCCCAGUCGCAUCAACAACAACAACAUGCUGCAGAACAACCACAAGUGCAGAAUCUGCAACCCAAACAUAAUACGCAAAAAUCAUUGUUAAGAAAAAAUCGAUCCGUAACCGUGAUGCCCGAUAUGAGCCUUACUUCUGCCGAGGCGCAACAAGUUCGUUCUCAACCCGCAGGAGAAUCUGUUGUAACAACUAAGGACGAUACUAAUAUUUUGGACAAAGGUAGUGGAGGAUUUACCAACCUUUCAGAACCUAAUAUAAGUCUUAGCCCUGCUCCAGCCCCAACACCAGGGUUAAAUAUCUCCGAAAGUCGAAAGAAAAGGAUUCUUGAGGACAUUCAAAGGGUAGAAAGAGAGCUUCAAAUGAACGGUCCGGAGGAUUAUUUCUCCGGUCUAAGAAAUUCUGUUGUGACUCAACGACAACAACAGCAACAACAACAACAACAACAACAACAACAACAGCCAGAAGAUUCUAGCGAAACAGAAACGUUAUCACCAGGUUUAGUUUGCAGUACGAGUGGUAUGUCUGGGAAUUCAUUGACUCAUCAAGGCACCAGUCAAGCAAUAUCACUGUAUAAUGCAUUUCUCAGAGGGAAACGAAUUGCACAAGAAGCUCAGUUAUCUUUAGUUCCGUCUAUAUCGGAAACUUUUCCGACAACAAACACUUUUCCUACUUCUCCUUCUCUUUCUGUUGCAACGAUACCUGUCACGUCGUCUAUUCCGCUUGUCACCUCAAACGUGUCUUCGACAACCACGCCGAGUCCACCAAGCAUAUCCACACCUCCUGCUGUUAUGGCUAUUUCUCAGCCUAUUACUGCGAGUAGCGAUGUUAGCCAAAAUACCGCUAUAAGUGAUCGUCCGAAAGCGAAACCUGUUUCCAAGAAGGAGGGUAAAAAUAUUCGAAAAGCUUCGUCCGGUGUAAUAGGCGGAAAGUUGCAGCAACAACAACAGCAGCAGCAACAGCAGCAACAACAACAACAGCAACAGCAGCAGCAGCAACAGGCAACCUUGAUGGCUGGUCUUCAACAGCAGUAUCAGCAGAAACAACGACAACAUACUUACCAAGUUCAACAGGUACAUCAGCUGCAACAACUCAAUCAACAAUUACAAUUACAAUUGGAUCAAGUACAGGUACAGCAGCAACAGCAACAACAAUCGCAAACUCAACAACAACAACAACAGCAGCAGCAGCAGCAGUCGCAACAAUUACAACUGCAGCAAUCACAGUCACAACAACAACAGCAGCAACAACAACCUGGAGUAGUAACUGCUAAUGGAAAUAAUAUACUCAUGCCUACUCAAUUAAUGUCGCAUCUCCAUCCUACACAUGCUCAUCACCUUCACGACCAACAAGCGACUCAACAAAAUCUUACUGAGCAAACAGAUCCUGAAUUAGCAAGAUUACACCGAGAUGGAGCUUGUCCUUUUGUUGCUGCUGCUCAAAAAGCAAAGGCGCUUUGUACUAGUGAAAGCGUCAUCAAAUUGGAAGAUGGCACACAUAUUCCUUUAGACGAUGCUUUUGAAAUAUUUCGAUCAAUUAGUUUCGACGAUACCGUCGAUGCGACAGAAGAUCAAGAGAAACUUGAAUUGAAAAGAUUAGAAGUGUCGGCUGGUAAGGAUCCUCAGCAAUUGCAACAACAACAACAACAACAGCAGCAGCAGCAGCAGCAGCAGCAACAGCAACAGCAGCAGCAAGUGCAGCAACUACAAAAUUUGCAAACCACUCAAAUAGUUCAACAGGCAGCCAGUCCUUAUACUUCUCAAGAAUAUUUUACUAAUCCGGUGUCAUCGGUACCGUCUGUUUCGUUACCAACUUUGCCUUCUCUUCAAGUAACUAGUGCUGGUGUUCAAAUACAAGCAGACAUAUCAGCGGGUUUACAGUUAACCGGUACACAACCCUUACAAAAUCAACCGUUUAAAGAUGCAUUAACAGUCUAUCAAGAAGGAUAUCUUCAGGGUCUUCGAUGUCAUUUUCAGCCACAAUUAUUACUCCAAUCUUCGGAAAUAACAUUUCCCACGCAAGCUUUACCUACUGUAACCGAAGCGACAGGAAUAAUAGAUAAUAUACCUCAUCAACCGAAUGGUUACGGUCAAUCGACAACAUGUAGCACCAAUCAAGUUCAAGUUGCUACUCAAACUCAAGCACCAGCAACAACAACCGCGGCAACCAUUGUUGCUUCGGAUAAGAAGCAAGUUUAUACAGCUCCAACUACCGGUAAAGGAAAAAAAGGAAGAUAUCCUCUUUUACCGCAACAACCAUCGUGUCAGCAACAACAAACUGCCAAUACACAACAGCAAACUCCUAAUUUUCCCACUCAAAAUUAUCAAUUGGAUCCAACAACAGUUGCCGGUCAAUACACUACAGGUGUCCCAACUGUUGGUGGUUAUACAACUAGUCAAGUACCACCUGCACCAUUUUCUUGCAUGGAUGUGGAUUCCGAAACGGAUAGUAAUCACGACACAGCUCUAACAUUGGCAUGCGCUGGUGGACACGAAGAACUUGUUGAACUUUUAUUAAGUCGUGGCGCAGAUAUAGAGCAUAGGGAUAAAAAGGGGUUUACUCCACUUAUUUUAGCAGCAACGGCGGGUCAUCACAAAGUGGUAGAAAUUCUUCUGAAUCAUGGAGCCGAUAUAGAGGCUCAAUCCGAACGUACUAAGGAUACACCAUUGUCUCUUGCCUGUAGCGGUGGUAGAUACGAAGUGGUAGAUCUUCUGCUUAAUCGGGGUGCUAACAAAGAACAUCGCAAUGUUUCCGAUUACACACCUUUAAGCCUUGCUGCGUCCGGUGGAUACGUUAAUAUAAUAAAGCUUCUUCUUAGUCAUGGUGCUGAAAUUAAUUCUCGAACUGGUUCGAAAUUAGGUAUUUCUCCUCUCAUGCUUGCCGCUAUGAAUGGUCAUGUUGCUGCGGUGAAAUUAUUGUUGGAUAUGGGUAGUGACAUAAACGCUCAAAUAGAAACUAAUCGUAAUACCGCGUUAACGUUGGCGUGUUUUCAAGGCAGACACGAGGUUGUUAGUCUUCUUCUCGAUCGUAAAGCUAAUGUAGAACAUCGAGCAAAGACUGGCUUAACACCAUUAAUGGAAGCAGCUAGUGGAGGAUACGUAGAAGUUGGACGUGUCUUACUUACUAAGGGAGCAGAUGUUAAUGCUACUCCUGUUCCAUCGUCUCGCGAUACUGCCCUUACCAUUGCUGCUGAUAAAGGACACUGUCGUUUCGUAGAACUAUUGUUGUCAAGGGGAACUCAAGUCGAAGUGAAGAAUAAAAAGGGAAAUAGUCCAUUGUGGUUAGCAGCAAACGGUGGACAUUUGAAUGUUGUUGAUUUGUUGUAUCAUGCUGGUGCGGACAUAGAUUCACAGGAUAAUCGCAAGGUUUCCUGUUUAAUGGCUGCUUUUCGUAAAGGACAUAUAAAAGUAGUUAAAUGGAUGGUAAAUCAUGUUACUCAGUUUCCAAGUGAUCAGGAAAUGACAAGGUAUAUAGCUACCGUAAGCGAUAAAGAAUUGUUAGAGAAAUGUCAGGAGUGUGUAAAAGUGAUUCGAGCAGCAAAAGAGACUCAAGCGGCGAAAGCGAAUAAAAACGCGACAAUAUUGCUGGAGGAACUCGAUAUGGAAAAGACAAGGGAAGAAUCGAAAAAAGCGGCGGCCGCUCGUAGGCGGGAGCGAAAAAAGAAAAAGAAACUAGAGAAAAAAGAAGAGAAACGUAAAUUGCACGAAGAAUACAAAAAGAAUGAAACAAAUUACGAGGACAAAGAGGAAAGUGGAAAGAAAUCCGGAGACGAGGAGUGCGAUAGAGUGGAUGAUAGCGAACAUGAAACUGGCGACGGUUGCGAAAGAAUGGACAGUAUGCCGUCACCGGUUAACAGAAGUCCGGAAGAUCCUGACAGAGAGGAAGGUGAUAGCGGUAUCGAUGCGAACAGCCAAGGCAGUUGUAGCAGCAACGAUGUUAAAGCUAGAGAGAAAAAGAAAGAUAAAAAGAAAAAGAAGACCAACAGUCCUGCUACUAACGAGAAAGAUACUUCUCCGCAAAGAUCUCCAAAGUCCGUUAUCACACAAACUGCUACUUUGUCCCAAAAUUCCAUCACGCCGACAAAGUCUCAAAAUAAUACAUCCGACAAAAGAAGUAUGAUUAACAGUACGGGCCCAGUGUCUGUGUCCAUAGCGUCCACUACGACAACUACCAGAUCCUCGACCGUGAACUGUACUGAACGUAAAUUAAAAGGUCAGCUGGUAUUCGAAUCGUCGCGACAUCCUGCCGAUAGAGAAGAUUUUGAGGCGACUGGAAAUGAAACGUAUAUGCCUGGUAAGGGCAAAAAGGCUUAUAGUAAUCAGUACGACGGAGACGCAUUGAAUACUUCCACGAAGUCAAACAAUACGACUAGUCCUAAGCAAGGAGGCAAGCGUGAGGAAGGUUGGAAAGAAGUUGUACGAAAGGGACAGUCUGACGAUUCGGGGAGAUUCAUGAAUUCACCAUUCCGUUCGAAAAAAGUUUCCGUUCCACCAAAUGCUAUCAGUCGAGUUAUUGGAAGAGGUGGGAGCAAUAUAAAUGCCAUUAGAGGUGCAACAGGAGCACACAUUGAAGUCGAAAAGCAAAGCAAAUGUCAAGGCGAACGAAUUAUUACAAUAAAAGGGUCAUCGGAUGCAACAAAGCAGGCCCAUACAUUAAUAGCCGCACUGAUCAAGGAUCCGGACGUUGACAUAUUGCAGAUGCUUCCAAAAUCAAAGCUUACAGUUGUUACAACUUCCUCUUGGGAUAAAACCGUCUCUACCGUAGCUUCGAGUAAAGCAAAACUGGGUGCUGUAAGUAAACCAUCUAGUCUAAUGUCCAGUUCCAAUAGUACGCAAAUCAAUAAAUCUAGUUAUACACCGGGAGUUUCGACGGUGAAUCAGUUGAUUCCACUCCGGUCAUCGUCCGCCAUAAAACUCGCUGGAGCAUUUCCAACACCCCUGCCACGUGCAACAGCACCAAGGCUCGUAGCCGCAGCUGAGAAACGAGCCCAAGCUGUAGCUGCUCAGAUGGCUUCUUCAUCGUCGAACACGAAAACAACAAUGUCGUAUACGAGUGCAAUUAUGACCGCUGGUCGAGCAACGAAAAUCGUGACGACAAGUACCACCCAAACAUUUGCGGCGAAAUUAUCCGAAAUCACUGCCUCGACGCAUACAUCUACCACCGUAAUGCAGUCCACUCAUACAACGGUAAACAAGCAAAAAUCAUUGCAAGCGAAUACUGUCACUGUCAUGUCAGCUACGGCUGCAGCAAUGGCUCAGACUUCGUCUCAACAGUCUAUAGUCAGUACAUCGCCGAAACACUGCCGACCACUGCCUACUUUGUCUGCCCCGCCAACUAUGGUCUCUCAUUAUUCUGGAAAGUCUACUUAUUCCCCUGGAUCUAAUAAUACCGCUGUAUCGUCAACAACGAGCACCGGAGUAGCAGCAUAUUGCCCGGAAAAUUCUAUUACCUCGACUUGUUCGAACGCGACAGUUCGUGUCAGCCCGUCACCACCGGUAGUAUCGCAGUGUCAACAGUUACAGCAGCAACAGCACCAGCAGCACCAGCAUCAACAACAACAGCAGCAGCACCAGCAACAACAAUCGCAGCAGCAGCAAGUUCGUAGCACGACACCUAUCGCUCCAACAAUUCAAGAACAUCAGCAACAACAACAGCAACAGCAACAACAACAGCAGCAGCAACAGCAGCAGCAACAACAACAACAACAGCAGCAGCAGCAGCAGCAGCAACAAACAAAUAAUACACCUCUGGAAUAUUCAUUGUUUAACGAUACCUUUACAAAAGUCACCCAGCAAUCAAUGUGGGGUGGUCGAGAAAAUGAGUCUCAAAAGGGUAUGAAUUUUGCUACUGUAGCUGGUGGCGGAGUAUCCGUAAAUACAUCUGGCUCAUCCUCGUCCAAAUUCAUCGACAGCGUUCCCCCUCAGGUGGAUGCUUCGAAAGCUCCUGGAUAUCGAGGAACAACAAUGUGCUCUCCUGUCUCGAGUAAAUCAAACAACAAUACGACGAACGCAAACGCGUCUAACAUAGGAAGUGGCGGCUCCUCGAAUACUGGCCACAAUCCCAUUCAACCGCCACAGUUUCAAUCUUCUGGAAAUUACAACGAACAUCCUUUGUCGAACAAGCCACCCGGUAGUUUGGCGGUCGCUCGACCAGUGAUUCCGCAACAAAGUAUCGAAAUGAGCGCAGCUAUGGGAACACAGUACAACAGGCCAGUAUUUCAAGGGGAGUUAACAUCUCGUAACGCGAGCACCCAUCAAGCGCACGUGAUUGCAGCGUCGAGCUCGCAAGCAACGUUGGACGUAGGUUUGUUCAAAGGGAAUAACGUUGCUUACGAGCACCCGAACGUAAACUCAAGCUUAUUGAAGAUGGUACCGAACGAAGCGGCACAGGCUCAUCCUCUUCUACCUUUCCAUCCUCAUAUGCAGAACUUCACCCAAACAAUAGCAGCGCCAUCUGCUUCGGUGAAUACCACUGUCAGUAUGUCUAGAUUAAAUCCGAGGGCGCCCGAUUUCUCUAGUUCUUUACACUUGAACAGUAAACCUCAAGUAACAAUGUUCAACGCGGGUUCGGCUGCGGGAAUACAUCCGAAUAUGUUUGCCACGGUACCACCACCUCCUCCAUCCGCGAUCCAGUCCAAUAAUUUAGCGAUGCUCGGAAACUUUCCUCUAGGAAAGUAUCAACCACCAUCCCGCGCCACUCCCAAUACCGGAAUCUCGACGAACGGGCAAACUCGUUGGCCAUUCGCUCCGCCGCACAAUAAUUAUCCGCCGCCUCAUCAAGACCCCAUGAUCGGUCAAAUUGGCUUCUCGAAUCAUUUGGCGAACAUGACCGCACAACCUGGUAGCAUCGACUUGAUCACCAGUUUAGAGAAUGGUGGUUCGCCGGCUAUAUCGCCCUCUUCGCCGGCACAGGUGGCUCAAGAAAUGAAUCCAUUAAAGAUAGAGGAUCGAAAAGUACCACGACCGAUCGGUACAGAAAGAGCAUGGAAAAAUUACGCGACAGCAGGAAUGGGACCUGGCGGCGACGCCGAUUCCAUUAAUUGGAUGUUGAAUAACGAAAAACUUGUUGGAUCUUGGGCAAAUUUGGCUCCGGGAAUAGAUAGGCAUCAGAUGUUUCGAUCCAACCCAGCUUACAAUCGUAUAUCCAAUGUUGAUGCCGAACUUCAUCAAAUGAUGGAAUCAUCCUUUCAGGGUCAUGUGGAUACUCAACAACCGUUCCCAAAUGGUAGCGCUGCAGCCCUCUCACUGAUGCCUGGAUUAACUUUAUUACCUGGUCAAUUUGGAACUCCUGCUCUAACAGAAAUUCCUCCUAACGAAGCAAACAAAAUGGAUGCACCAGCAUGGGGAAUACCAGAUGCCGUACAAGAUAAACAACACGCGGCAUGGAAUAAAUGGGCUCAUUAGAAAGAGAGAAAUUUUUGUGAAGACAACUUCGUUUUCUUUCUCGGAUGAUGCAAAAUAGGACCUGGAACUUGAAUUAGUAAAUAGAUGAUGGAACGGGAGGACGAAGCAUUGUUUUUAGGCACUUAAAUUACAUUACUAUCCUAAUUAUAUCCAUUACAAACACAGAUUCGAUUUGUCAUGCUAGAUGAUAAGACGAUAAAUCCUUACUACAACUUAAUACUAUUAUCUAGUAUAAUUAUGCAAUACAAAUAAUCACCGGAUACGACACGAAACAAUUUAAGAAGAAGAAGAAGAAGAGAAGAAGAAGGAAAAGGAGAAGAAGGAAAAAGCAAAAUAGGAAGAACGCCGGUGGCGGUAACAGCGAAACGGAACAAAGGAUUUUUAUCGUUUGUGUUCUCUCAUCGUCUUCGAUCUAUCUUCGGCCAUGCUACUUGUAUACUCCAGGAUCGUUUUCGAUCGAUUCGAUACGCGAAAUGCCGACGGCAGUUUUCGAAACUUCUUCCCCUUUUUUUUAUUUUCAUUUUUGCCGGAUCGACUUGCCCAAUUUAUACGGGACUUGAGUCUUAUACGAUCGUUGCGAUAAAUUCACGUACCAAUUAUUAUUACGUCUGCUUUGGCUUUCACAUACCCUUUAAUAGUACAUCUGAAAUUAGAAUGCUAUUGUCAUAUUUUUUUUUUUUUUUUCGUUCCUUCAAUUUCGUGUACCGAAUUUAAAAAAAGAGCUUUGUUUCUCAAUCGUCUCUAUGCGCGUGUCGGAAGUAUGCGUUGCGAAGAAAACAAAGGCUUAGAUUUGCCACGCGGACAACCGAAUGAAAUACAUCAUAUUAUGUUAACUAAAUGAUAAUAAUAACAAUAAUAAUAUUAUUAUUGUCGUAUCAAAGAGCGUUAUUUCUGUGUUUGGGGAUCAAAUAUUAAAGGAAAUUAUAAACGUAUAAAGGAACAAAAUUAGGAAAUUGCUUCCAGCUUACCAAAAGAAACAAACCAUACAACUAUUGUUCCCUUUCUCCCCGUUUUCCUACUUUUACUACAGUUCUUUCGGAGUCGAACUUUUCCUUUUCCUUUUUCAUCGCGUUAUGUCGUUUUAAAAAUAGGUCAUGUUUUCGUUAGAGAACCAAUUUUGCAAAUUGUUCAUCUUUUUUGUACAUUUUUAUUAAGACACAAUGGAGAAGAGGAAAAAACGGUACAUAGUAGCUAUGAAUAUUGAUUACGUGCAACUACUCUACGUACGAGAUUUCCUUGUGCUUUUUUUAAGUUUAUCAUGUGUAUAUAUGUACAUAUGUUAUUCCUCUCUUGGUUCCUGCUUACUAAUUCGAAGCACUGAACGCAUCAAUGAUAAAAACAUUAACAUAAAUAACAAGCGUUCAACGAAAAAAAAUGUAAGGAACGAAAAUGUUUGCGUUAGAAUCUGAAGAGGAGCAACGGUAAAAGACGGACGAGAAAAGAACAGAGCAAGGGGAGAGAGGGGAAGAAUGCAAUGGAGAUCAUACAUCGAAUCCUAUUCAGAUCAAUGAAUUGUAUGUAUUCGUCGUUGAUAAACACAAGUAAUGGAUGGCCGUUACUCGAAUGAACAUAAUGCGUCCCUAGGAAUAUGUAGUCCUAUACCAUUAUCGAAGAUGAUCGAAGAGGAACAGACAGUGUUCAUUCACGUGGUUUAGCUUGCGCUCGGUAAGGUGCUGCUCCAAGUAGCCAACUCAUACAAAAAGUAGGAAUCUGCCCUGUUUGCUUCUAUUUUAGCAUGUACAAGAACCCAUCAACUUUCAGGUUUCAUUUUAGCUGUGCUAAAAGAUUAAGUACGCGCGAAAUAAGAUAGACUCGAAUUAAUCCGACUGAACCCGAUCUAAUGAGUAUUCUAAAAAAUAUAUAUAUAAAUAAAUGAAAAAAUGAAUAAAUAUUUAAUAAAUGUUCAAAUUUUCAUACAGAAAAUGCUGCUAUGAAACAGUAUGUAAAUGUUUUCCAUAAAAGAAAUAAUAAACAAUUGUCGUAUCAUAGAAAAAUGUUUAAUUUAGGAGAUAAGCUUAUACAUUAAUAAUACCACGGAAACAAAACUUAUAACGUCUGAAAUAGAGAACAUUUUCAUAACAUUCAUUAUAUUAAAUAACAAAUUAUAAAAAAAAAAAUUCAGAGUUUCUGUAUCUUAUUUCUUCGUAUUGGCUGAACAAUGAAAAAUUACCAAGGAAACUAUGAGAUAUUUUAACCAUUGAUACCCCGUAAAUAAAGAAUAGAAAAAAAUGUUUCAUUUAUUGUUUACUGUUCAUUCUUCAGCCGAAACGAUCGAAACUCUACGACUCAUUAUAUUGUAAAAAUAAUAAUAAAUAUUUACACGUGACACAUUUAUACAAAAAGUCAGUACGUGGAAAAAAAAAUGAG
This is a messenger RNA of Osmia bicornis bicornis, 12692 nucleotides long. It is a transcript of the gene mask, whose product is annotated as ankyrin repeat and KH domain-containing protein 1. Gene Ontology annotation, biological process: innate immune response. The transcript is spliced from 28 exons. Gene Ontology annotation, cellular component: cytoplasm. Bases 876 to 10325 code for a protein of 3149 amino acids. Gene Ontology annotation, molecular function: RNA binding; protein binding. The record is from RefSeq and is a predicted model, not a curated record. Lineage: Eukaryota; Metazoa; Arthropoda; Insecta; Hymenoptera; Megachilidae.